AUGUCCAGUAUAAAAGCCGAAGCAGCAUUGAAGUCAGAGUCAGAGCAUCAUUCACAUGGUCAUCAUCAUAAAAAGUUGGGUGCUGCAAACCCGACAUUCAAGAAGCUCUUUAACGAUGGUCGACCGGCAAAUCUGGCUGAUGAGGAUACACUUAGUUAUGAUACCUUGAAACUUUAUGGACCUGCGAUAAGAGUUGCCCUACAGAAUGAUAUCCAAACGAAGAUGCUACCGGAGAUCAUUGGAAAGGAUUCAUCUGAGGCGAUUGAACAUCUAUCUGAACUUGUUGGUGAUAUGAAAGCUACCAUUUAUCGGUCUGUAGCGCAUAUGGUCAUGAAUGAGACCUUUGUUGAGAAGAUGGCAAGUGUUAUGGACAAGGGCACUUCUGAGGCUGUUACCAGUGGACAGGUGAAGAGUGCAUUAGAGAGCGCGAUCGACACCGAAUUGGAAAAGUCCCUUUCGAGCGAGAUCAAACAUCGUUUGGUUCCGGCCAUGCUCGAUUGUGUGGAUUCUCUCACAUUGAAGGCUUCUGCGGAUCAGACGGCUCAAGUGGAGGAACUCCGUCAAGCAUUGGAUUCUGCUCGCCAGACGAUUUCGUUGUUGUCUAACAAAUGCAAGAGUUUGGAAAGUCGAGUCCGGGGCUUGGCGCAGAAGCAACAAUUCGCGAGUAGUGAAAUUAAUGUGAAGUUAGCGGAAGCGGUUAAGGAGUUGCGAGCCCUUGGCAAGGACGAGGAUUUUGCGAGGCAAUUUGACACACGCGCUCUAACGCCCAACCUUCCCAGUCGAUCCGAGGCUGAGAUUACUGAGCAGGUACUCGAGCAAGUGAGAGGGCAGGUCAUAAGGCCGAUGCUCGCUCAGAUGAGGGACCUUCAAGAGGUGAUUAGAGUUAAGAGUGUAUGUAAUGGUCGAGAGGAUAGCGCACCCUCGAGCCCUACAUUGGCAGGUUCAACCGAUGCGGUGCGACGACAGAUGAAGGGACUGAUUGAUGAAGGGAAAUGGGACGAGGCUUUCCAGGCGGUUGUUGCUUAUACUUUACAAGUCGAUGAGCAGAAUAGUGAUGAUGUCUUGCAAGAGUUGUUGGAGAAAACCUCCUCACAGCCUGAGAUGUGGUUGAGUCAUACUUUACCCGUUGAUGCGUUGGUGUUGCAAUUGAAGGCCCCUAGGAGUGAUAUAAGUGUCGCUGUGGUCGACUCCAAAUUGGAUUGGUUACGCGAGCUGGCCCUUUCCAUGAACACUUCCUCUAUUCGUGGUACGCCCGAGCUGAUAGAACGGCUAAGUAGAAUAGUACAACAGAUGAAGGGCUUGGGGGAGGCUCCUGACAGCUUUGUAGCAGUUCAGAAUAUUCGAGACUCUGACACGACGGCGCAAAAGUUGUUAUUGUCGAAGCUUGGUUUGGUUAUACGAUGUAUGGAGGCUCUUAUAAGAUGA
Messenger RNA from Perkinsus marinus ATCC 50983, 1425 nucleotides. RefSeq lists its product as hypothetical. Bases 1 to 1425 code for a protein of 474 amino acids. The transcript is spliced from 15 exons. Lineage: Eukaryota; Perkinsozoa; Perkinsida; Perkinsidae. The record is from RefSeq and is a predicted model, not a curated record.